AUGGAUGCCAGAGAUCACAUUCUUUGCUUAGCUGUUGGAAUGGUUUCUGUCGAUAAAACUGACUCAGGAGGUCGCAUACCUCUAUAUUGUGCAGCAUUGUACGGACACAAGUCAACAAUCACACUGCUGCGACGCACUCUCGGAGUCGAUAUUGCUGGUCGUGAUAAUGAUGGAGCGACGCCUUUGUAUGUGGCUACACGCGAAAACCACAGGUCGAUCACCAGGCAGAUCUUGGCUGAGGAAUCAACCGGUAUCAACGCAUCCUGCCAAAGCAAGACGACAGCACUUCACUUCGCUGUUGAAGAUGGCAAUAUGCCUCUUGCGUGUGUGCUUGUGCAUUUGGAUUCGCUGGGUCCUAAUCUCUGUGACGAUGAUGUGUGGACAGCCUCUAGCUAUGCUCUAUGCAAAGGUGAUCUGCGGAUUCUGGAUCUUAAUGCAUCAAAUGUAUCUCCUAUUUAUCUUACUGCCGAGUGGGGACAUUUGGGAAUUAUCUGGAGACUUCUCUCUUUUGAAAAGGUCAAUAUCAAUCAGACUGUCUGGCACAAAUCUCCCCUGUUCAUUGCUAUCGAUAAUGGAUUUCGUAACGUUGCGGACCUGCUUCUUCAGCAGGGAGGUCGACUAGAUUUUAAUGCAAAACCCUUGCUUGGAGAUACCGCGUUCGCCGUGGCGGUAUCUUAUAGGUAUCUGGAAAUCGUGGAGCUUCUGCUCGAAGACGAUUGUUUAGAUAUUAUAGCUAACAAUAGGCUUGGCAAAUCCGCACUGCUGAAAGCGGCGAGCAUGGGGCAUGAACAGGUUGUCAGGUGCCUUUGCCGUGACACACGAAUCAGGAAUGCUGGUAGCUUGAAUGGUGCAUUUGAAGCAGAAUCCAACCCCAGGAUACGAUAA
Messenger RNA from Penicillium canariense, 885 nucleotides. Its product is annotated as ankyrin repeat domain-containing protein. The record is from RefSeq and is a predicted model, not a curated record. Bases 1 to 885 code for a protein of 294 amino acids. The transcript has 3 exons. Gene Ontology annotation, molecular function: protein binding. Gene Ontology annotation, cellular component: cytoplasm; nucleus. NCBI's taxonomy places the organism in Eukaryota, Fungi, Ascomycota, Eurotiomycetes, Eurotiales, Aspergillaceae.